UGUUUUUCCGCCAAAAUAUAAAUAGAGGGAAGCGAGUGAAACUGAAGACCGAGAAGCAAAGAAAGCGAAAAUGGAGAUGAAAAGUCCUCCACCAUGUCCAAGCACAGUGACUGUGCGUAGAAACCCUCACAGAAAAGCCAGAGCUACACCGGCCACAACCGCCCCUCAAAUUCCCAACGUUCCUCCAUCUUCUUCAACAACCACAAGAGACAUUCCCUCAUUUCCAAUUCACGAUAUUCUUGCAAUCGAAAUCCCCCAAAACCCUAAACCACCAGAGGACCCUUCACCAUCUUCACCUUCAAAAGGCCCAAUCUCUGAGGAUCUCAAAGUCUACCUCAGAAUUCGGCCUCUUUUGCUGCCCAAGCUUUUGGGGCGAAAUGCCACCGUUGGCGAUCAAAACCCUAGGGCCAGAGCCAAGAACGCGUGGCCACAGAACCCAGCGAAGAAGAACGCUGCGAGGGACAAGAGCGCGAAGACGAAGAAGACCGAUGAAGGUUGUAUUACAGUCAAUGAUUCUCACUCGGUGACGUUAUCGCCGCCCUUGGCCCUAAAAGAGUCGAAGCGAAUCAAGUCUGAGGUUUACGAAGGAUUUUCCCAUGUGUUUUCGACCGAAUCGUCUCAGGGUGAAGUGUAUGAGAGAAUGGUGAAGCCUCUAGUGGAGGAUUUUCUUAGGGGUAAAAGUGGAAUGCUUGCUGCAUUGGGGCCAAGUGGUUCCGGCAAGACUCACACAGUUUUUGGAACUCCAAGGGAACCUGGUAUGGUACCACUUGUGCUUCAACAGAUUUUUAAACAGUCCGAGGGAAGUGGUUCAAAGUCGAGGUCAUUUUGUAUUUCGAUUUUUGAAAUAUAUUCUGAACGGGGAAAAGGAGAGAAGGUAUACGAUUUGUCAGCUGGUGGAACUGAAUUGAGCAUGCAGCAAUCAACUAUAAAAGGGCUUCAAGAGGUUGCCAUAUCUGAUGCUGGGCAGGCAGAAUCAUUAAUAGCUUGUUCAAUGCUAAAACGAGCCACGGGAAUGACAAAUGCAAACAGCCAGUCAAGCCGGUCGCAGUGCAUCAUUAAUAUUAGCAGUGUUGUUAACAAGGCUGAUGAAGUUGAUAACAAUGCUGUCCUAACUAUUGUUGACCUUGCUGGAGCUGAAAGAGAAAAAAGGACUGGGAAUCAGGGAGCAAGAUUGCUUGAAAGCAAUUUCAUUAACAACACAUCAAUGGUCUUUGGCCUGUGCUUAAGAUCAUUGCUGGAGCAUCAAAAGAACCCAAAGAAGCCCCUGCAGAAGCACUUCCAAAACUCCUUGUUGACCAAAUACCUGAGAGAUUAUUUGGAAGGCAAGAAGCGGAUGACAUUGAUUUUAACUGUUAAAGAAGGAGCAGAAGACUAUCUUGAUACAUCCUACCUUUUAAAACAAGCUUCACCUUAUAUGAAAAUCAAGUUCAAUAAGGUUGAGGAGUCUUCCAUGAUGAAUGGUAACAAGAGGCAUUUCCAAGCAUUUUCUAGACUUGGGAAGCCCAAAAGAAUGAAACUUAGUGGCCUUGAUGCUCAUGUGUUUGAAGAAGGACAGAGCAUAGUAGAUGAGCAGAGACUUUCAGAGGAAGAGGGCUCAACAAUCAACAGAUUGGACGUUAGUGAAAAUGCAAGCAUAAAAUCGGACUCUGCGGAUUUGGCAGAGAGAGAGAGAAACCAAGAGAUUAUGGAAAAUAUUGCCAAAACUAUGUGGAAUUUCUUGAAGGAUUAUAAACAAAAACUCGAGGUGGCCGAGAGUGAAAUCAAUAGUCUUAGAGAAAAACUUAGGACUGAAGAGACUCAAAACCUUGGCCUGAGGAAAGAGCUGGAGGAUUUGAAGUCUUGCUGUACUUGUUCUAAGGGAAAUCAUGGGGAAACCUCCAUAGUUGAAGUAUGUACUAGUUCUGAGCCCAAAAUAGGAUUACAGGGAUAUGGAUCUAGUAAAAUUGAUGAGAAAGAUGAGGACCUUCAUUCGUCCAGCCUGAAGACGUCUUACUGCAACACCUUGGAAAAGUGGGACUCUUCUCCAAGACAGGAAAGAGAUGCGUUCUCUCAGGAAAAUGGUGAAUCUUUUUCUCUAAACAUGAGUGGAUUUGAACGUGUUGAAAAGGAGCAAGAAUCUAAUUCCACUGUGAGUAAUACCGAGGUCGAAUUUGUAAAUGCCUCAUGUCUUCAUGUUGAAAACUCCAACCAGCAGAAUUGUCAGAUAGGUGAUAUCUUUUCUGGGAAUGGGCACAACACACAGGAUUUAAAUGAUUCUAAAUAUUUGGCAAUCAAGGAUAAUUUUUCAGAUGCUGAUAUACCAGAGUUUGGUAUCGGCUAUUCACAGUCACAUGCCAUGGUUAGAAGUGACAGCUGUUCAUCAGUAGAGCUGGACCAAUAUCUCACCGAGGAUGAGGAAUCUUCAGUUCUGCCAGCAUCAACCAAGGAAGAUGUUGCAUUUACCCAAGGAUGCAGCACCCCUGAUGUGCCAGAGAGUGAAUUAGUGCUUGAUACUUCCUGUAGAGAGUUGAAUUUUGAGAAGUUAAAUAGGAAACCUUUGCCCGCCUCAUCAAUAUCAACAAGGGAUUGCAGUGCAUUGGAUGUUGAGGAUCAGAUUAAUAAGCCAUCAGAAUUUUUGGAUUUACCUCAAUCAAAAAAGAAGGAUGUUACAUCUACGAAAGAAAGCGACGUUGAUGUGUCCAUUACAAAAGAAAGUGACGUUGAUGUGCCAGAAAUUAAACCAAGAAUUGAUACUUCCUGUAAACCAGAGAAACCAAAAAGGAGACUUUUGCCUGCUUCAUCCAUAUUGCUGAGGGAUUUCAGUACUUUGGAUGUUGAGGACGAUGUUGAGAAACCUAAGGGAAACAGAACUGGAGGUAAAUUGGCUGCGGAUGAAAGAAAAAGAACUCAAGAGAGCUCUCUCCUGCGCUUACUUAAGAGCAACCUUCGCCUCUAACAUGGCAACCCUUUAAUCCUAGAGGGAGAAAUAAAAAAAGGCCUUCUUUUUGGGCUGGAAAAAGCGGCCUUUUUCUUUCUGCUGGGAUUGUACAUAGGUGGGGCAUUUUUUGUGUUCUAUUCUCUUUGUGCUUUAAGCUGAUCGUAGAAAAUUGGGCCUUGUUGUUGUAGUUUAGGUUAUAAAUUAUUUGUGCUUGCAUCCACCUUCUCUUUUUUCAGGCGCAACAAAAAAAGCAGCAGAAGUUAAGAAAUCAUUUCAAGGCAAAUGAUUCAUAUAUGUGAUUUCUAUUAAAUAAAGAAAAAUUCAUAUAUGUGGAAA
Messenger RNA from Quercus lobata, 3253 nucleotides. RefSeq names its product ATP binding microtubule motor family protein. Gene Ontology annotation, cellular component: nucleus; microtubule; kinesin complex. Gene Ontology annotation, biological process: microtubule-based movement. The transcript has 23 exons. The coding region runs from base 71 to 2935 and encodes 954 amino acids. The record is from RefSeq and is a predicted model, not a curated record. Gene Ontology annotation, molecular function: ATP hydrolysis activity; microtubule motor activity; ATP binding. Lineage: Eukaryota; Viridiplantae; Streptophyta; Magnoliopsida; Fagales; Fagaceae.